Messenger RNA from Polypterus senegalus (gray bichir), 1587 nucleotides. Its product is annotated as protein ADP-ribosylarginine hydrolase-like. The record is from RefSeq and is a predicted model, not a curated record. Gene Ontology annotation, biological process: protein de-ADP-ribosylation. Gene Ontology annotation, molecular function: ADP-ribosylarginine-[protein] hydrolase activity; magnesium ion binding. The transcript is spliced from 5 exons. Lineage: Eukaryota; Metazoa; Chordata; Cladistia; Polypteriformes; Polypteridae. Bases 278 to 1384 code for a protein of 368 amino acids.
AAACGGAGCAUUCAUCGGGGGUUUCAAAAACGCCAAGUAAGAGUCUGCUGCUGGACCCUGCUCCAUAAAUGUGACAGAGAACUUAAUCGGGAUUCGGACUCGGCACCUACUUCCGAACGUUGAGAGCCGCCCACAAAAGCGUCAUCCCGUACACCCUGCCCAGGUAUUACGCGGUGGGCGUUGAAACGGGAUAAGUAAGGAAGUCGACCGAAUCUUUAAGACUCACUUCAAGUACCUAAGAAAUUCUCCAUAGGUUGUUUGGUAGCCUGUUGCUAAAAUGUCUUUGAAAGAUAGAUACCAGGCCUCAAUGGUGCUAAGUGGAGUUGGAGACGCCUUGGGAUACAAAAUUGGCAAGUGGGAGUUCUGUAAGAGUGGGACAAUAAUUCUGAAUGAACUUGCUGCAAUGGGAGGACUAGAAGCAGUGGAUAUUGAUAAGUGGAUUGUGAGUGAUGACACAGUAAUGCAUCUGGCCACUGGUGAAGCGCUAAUAAAGGCAGGGAAGAAGCCCAACCUACUUGAACUCUACAAGAUUAUGGCAAAGAAUUACAAACUCUGCUUGUCUGACAUGAAAAAUAGGGCUCCAGGUCAGACCUGUAUAGAUAUGGUGAACAAACUGAACCCUGAUAUUCCAGGUGGACUGAAUCUUAAAUUUAAUCCAAAAGGAGGAGGAUGUGGGGCUGCCAUGCGUGCCAUGUGCAUUGGGUUGCGAUUUCCACAACCUUCUGAAGAAAAACUCCUGAUUGAAGUGAGCAUUGAGAGUGGGAGACUGAGCCAUCACCACCCUACAGGCUAUCUCGGCGCAUUAACUGCAGCAUUAUUUACAGCCUAUGCUGUGAAUGGCAGGCCUCCUCAGGAGUGGGGAAGGGGUCUCCUGGAAGUUUUGCCAAAAGCAAAAAGCUACAUAGUAAAAUCUGGACUUGAUGUUCAAGAAAAUCUGGAAACAUGGGAUUAUUUUGAAAAAAAAUGGAAUGACUAUCUUAAAGAAAGAGGAAUUCUGGAUGGCCAAUCACAGCCUAAAUUCCCUGAUGCCUAUGGUCCGGUAGAAAGAGAUGUCUUUUAUUCAACACUGAGUUAUCAAGGCUGGGCAGGAAGCAGUGGUCAUGAUGCUCCCAUGAUAGCAUAUGAUGCCCUGCUGAAAGCUGGUAGCUCAUGGGUCACUCUUGCCCAUCAUGGAUUUUUCCAUGGAGGGGACAGUGACUCAACGGGUGUCAUUGCUGCAUGUUGGUGGGGAGCCAUAUAUGGCUUUGAAGGAGUACCCAAGUGCAAUUAUGAAAAGCUUGAGUAUAAAAGCAGACUAGCUAAAAUUGGUGAAGAACUGUAUGAGCUAAGUAGAAAUGGAGUUGCUGGUGGUGGUGGUGGUGGUGGUAGCUGUCAACAGGCAUGAGCAACAUAAAGAAUCACCAGAUUUAAGAAGUCAGAUCGAUCUGUGGUCAAAGACAACUUUAUAUUUACACUAUAACAAUAUGGUUUUGGGAAAGACCAUGAAAUAUAAACGAAUAUUGGGAUGUCCAUUUUAUUUUGUAUUGACGACUUAUGGUUACAUUUGAUUUACUGUAACUGUACUUAAUAAAAAAUUCAUAAAAAUGA